Messenger RNA from Caenorhabditis sp. 36 PRJEB53466, 340 nucleotides. The record is from the annotation of a GenBank genome assembly. NCBI's taxonomy places the organism in Eukaryota, Metazoa, Nematoda, Chromadorea, Rhabditida, Rhabditidae.
AUGGCGUCAAACAGUACAAGUAUGGUGGAAGUCACCGAACCUUCGUUGCUUGACGUGGUCUCAUCGACAAUCAAAGAGCCGAGUGGGGGUUUGAGUGGUGGAGCUAUUGCGGGAAUCGUUAUUGCAGUCAUUGUAAGCCAUUCUACUCACAUUUUCUCUUCAGAAUCCCAAUUUUCUGCAGGUCGGUGUCCUCCUCCUCGCAGUUCUUGGCUUUUUCGCGUUCAAAUACGUGAAAGACCGUCGGAAAAACCACGGCGAGUACCGUCCGCAGUUCGAAGAGCAGCACCACGCCAAAGACUUACCAUAUCUUCAACCGCCAAACGUCGAAGGGCUCAUUUGA